This is a messenger RNA of Tigriopus californicus, 1350 nucleotides long. Its product is annotated as mitochondrial amidoxime reducing component 2-like. The transcript is spliced from 7 exons. NCBI's taxonomy places the organism in Eukaryota, Metazoa, Arthropoda, Copepoda, Harpacticoida, Harpacticidae. Gene Ontology annotation, molecular function: pyridoxal phosphate binding; catalytic activity; molybdenum ion binding. The record is from RefSeq and is a predicted model, not a curated record. Bases 126 to 1232 code for a protein of 368 amino acids.
UCAGUACCAGUUGGGUCUGCUUGGACUGUCGUCAGAAGGGAGGAGGUCAUCAAUGCCGAAAUUGGGUGAAGAAUUAAACAACCAGUAGUACCAAGAAGGAAAGUGUUGCUCUCAUUGAAAUCAGUAUGAUUUCCUCUUUGGGCGCCCUUUCCCUCAUUUUCCAUGGAACAGGGACGCUGAAGACGAUUGAGCCACUCAUCAGCGGUCAGAGGGACGACUCCGACAUGCCUAGGAUGAGCAAAAUUCCGGCCAUUGGUUUGAAGACUGCCAAGGUCCCGGCCAGCAUAGGUUCCACUUCGUUGCCACAAACAUGGAAAGAGGCAGGCGAAAUAUCCCAGAUGAUCAUCUAUCCGGGCAAAUCGCUCAAGGGAAACUCCGUCCAAGUAGCUUAUGUAGAUAAGCACGGCCUUCGAUCGGGGGAAAUGUGCGAUCGGCAAAUUUUAGUGGUGGAUGCUAAUGGUCGCUUUGUGACGGGUAGGCGUUAUCCCAAGAUGGUUUUGAUAUCCGUGGAGGUCACGGCUGACCUUGACCUCGAACUGAAAGCUGAAGGCAUGAAAGAUUUCCAUUUGGAGCUGAAGGACAUUCAAAAGAACACCGCCAAUGGCAACUCUAAUGUCGAGAUUUGGGGCGAAAACUGCACGGGAUUGGACCUUGGGGAUGAAGCAUCGGCAUGGAUCACGGAGUUCAUCAAGGACGAUGGGGACAAACAUUUCCGUCUCGUGUGGCACCAAAAUACGGACCAAUCCUCGAGGCCGCCCAAUAGUGAACUCAUGGAUGUGGAACCAUUCAAGAAAGAGAACGAUGUCCCAUUGUAUGCUGAUGGGUUUCCAUAUUUGCUCGUCUCAGAGGAAUCUGUGGCUGAUCUGAAUGAAAAGCUCUCCGAUCGAAACGUGGAUCUGAAAGUGAAUGCCCUUCAAUUCCGACCCAAUUUGGUCGUAAAAGGCGUUCCGCAAGCCUUUGCCGAGGACACUUGGACCUACAUCAAAGUGAAUGAUGUGAUAUUUCGGAAUGCCAAGCUCUGUUCCCGGUGCGUUUUCACGACAGUGUGCCCAGAAAGAGGAGAAAAGCAUCCCAAGCGAGAACCCUUUGAGACCCUGCAAACGUAUAGACGAUCCCAAGAUCCCGCUGAGAUCAAAGCUUAUGGCCAAUGUCCUUUCUUUGGAAUUAAUUUGGGCGUGGAUCAGGUUGGACCAAUCAAAGUGGGCGACAAAAUCCUCAUUGGAGCUGAUUAAUGGGAUGUGGAUGUGAUGAGGAGACAAUGAUAUUGAAAAUCACUUUUCAUUAAUCAUCUUGCUAACCCAAUGGAUUGCUCAACAACUCUGAUCAAUAAAUUGAGCACAAUGUAGUCUA